AUGCGUGGCAGACAUUUGCCUCUACGGAAGCGUGACGGAAAGGACACCAUCGUGAUGGUCGUCUACGUCGACGACCUGCUUGCAACUGGCAUCGUGGCAGCAGCAGUCGUUCGUUAUUUUGCCAGCCUCGCGAGCCUGUCGAUCAAGGACCUUGGCCGUGUGAGUUAG
Molecule: messenger RNA, 168 nt
Organism: Peronospora matthiolae
Lineage: Eukaryota; Oomycota; Peronosporomycetes; Peronosporales; Peronosporaceae
Source: the annotation of a GenBank genome assembly